CGUAAAAUGAAAUUCGUCUGCACCUGAACAGGUGCUUGAAAAACUGACCACUUCAUGAUAAAAUGGCCUUUGAUUGCACUGAAACAGACAUUAAAAGAAUGCUUCUACUCGUUGGAAUAAUCUUUAUCACAAUGGACAUCACAUCCUGCAAACUUUCAAAGAAAAAAGAAAAUAAUGUUCAAAGUUUCUUGGAAGAUGAAUUGAAGGAAGCAGAAACUAAAGGCAAUAAAUGUUCUCUGAAGAAGAUAAAUGUGAAAAGUGUUAACCAAAUUAGAUGGACUAGAACUGCUAAGGAGGUGAUUCCUUGUGCUAUCAAGCUCCUAACAGACAACAAGAAUGAUGGAUUUCUAUGGUCAGUACUUGGUACUUUGUAUGAUAAUGCAGAUAAGUCAACAGAUGCAAACUUUUGUUUCAAACAAGCAACCAGAAUAACAGGAAAGAUAACUCCGUUUAUCAAACAAUGGAACUAUCUGGGUCCUUUUGUCAUCGGAAAGACAGAAUUUGAUGGCGACCCUUUAGAGGCAUUUGGGGGAAUCUACAAUGUAUCAAAGUAUAGGGAACACAAAAAUCAAAAGUUUUACUCAGAAUUUUCUCCGGGAGGGGAAAUAACAUGGCAGGUAUAUAACCAGAGACAGCCAAAAGAUGUGAUGAAAAUUGCCCCAACCGUGAACUGGAAUGAAUUAAUCAAUACAUUAAGCUCUAUGGGAAUCACAGAAUGGCAAGGAUGGGUUAUAGGAGAAUUUUCUUUGAAUGACAACAGACAAAAUGUUGCUUUACAAUGUCUUGGCCACCAUACUAUAUAUGUUGAUGGGAUACCAGUCACAGGAGAUGUUUACCAUAGAAACCAGUUUUACUUUGGCCUUCAACUCAAUAGAGGUUUACAUUCUAUAUAUGUCAGACUAAGAGGGAAAGUUGGAGCUAAUUUGAUGUGUAGCCUACAGAUUAAACAAGUCCCUUUUGAAAUUUUGAAUCCUCAUUAUCUACCAGAUAUUGUUGAUGGGCAUGUAUUUGGUAAACAUAUAGCUAUACCAGUUGCCAACUACCAUUUUUCAAAGUGGAUAAAAAUAUCAAAGAUUAAACUAGUUGACCAAUCAGAUGGCAAUGAUAUGAACUUUGAACUCUUAAACCAAGUUCAUAUUGCACCAGGUCAGAUUCUACCUAUAAAUAUUGUUUUCGAAUCGUCAGAGAUAUUGCCAUGUGAAAAUAUACAAUUAAAGCUAAAAUUAUUGACUUCAGAAGGAAAUAGAGAUUUUCUAGUGAAUUUGAGAUGUAGAAAAUUAAAGGAGUCUUUUCUGUUUACGUUCCUGGAUCAUGAUGGUUCUGUCCAACAUGCUGCAGCAAUAUAUCCACUGAGUAACUGUAUGGGAGAAUCUUGUCCUGUUCUGUUGACUCUUCAUGGGACAACUGUUCCACCACAGAACCAGGCAGAUAGCUAUAAAUAUAUGGUUGAUAAAGAGUUUGUGUAUGGGGUUGAUGGUGCAUGGUUGUUGGCACCUACAAGACAUGGAGCUCACAACUGGGAAGGGCCAGGAGUACUGACUGCUCUGACUGCUUUAGACACGCUCUCUAAACUCACAGAUGAGUAUUCUUGGUUGACAAUGAAAGCUGAUCAAGAAAGAGUUAUUUUUUCAGGUCAUUCCAUGGGAGGUCAUGGUGCACUAAACUUAGCUACACAUUAUCCAGACAGAGCAUUAGCCCUCAUCUCUCUUGCUGGUUGGAUAAAGAAAGAAGAAUAUGGUGAUAGUAACCUGUUCUUUAGACAUGACAUAGCUGCAAGCCAUGUAGACCCAGGUGUGAAGUUUAUCAUGGAAUCUUCUAUCACAGAAAAUGACGUUGAUAGACACGUUUCUAACUUGAAGCAUGUCCCUGUGUUGAUCAGAACAGGUGCUGCUGACAAGACUGUACCUCCAUUCUACCUUAGAAGGAUGUAUCGAUUGUUGAGGGAGAUAGGGGCUAUGGUUAAUUAUACAGAACCAGAGGGAAAGGAGCAUUGGUGGUGGGAUACAAAAGAGACAAAUGAUGGAGGAGUAGUAAAUGACAAGUACAUCAGAGAUUUCACAGCUAAAGCUCUGGAACAGAAGUUGGGUUACUGUCGUGACGAUAACUGUAAACAAGCCAGUGAUAAUAAAUACAGUAAACAAGAUCAUAGUUUUACCUACACAUGUGUGAAUCCAGCUUUCGGAGAAGGUCUGCGAGGAUUUCAAGUCAUUCAGCAAAUUACACCUUUCAGACUUAGUCAGAUAAAGGGUUCCAUGAAGGAUGAUACAAUGAUAGUUGAUACAACCAAUGUACUGAGAUUUUCAUAUAAAAAGAAUAACUUGAGGUUGCCCAAGUUCAAAUCGUUACAGGUGGAUGGAUCUUCAGUGAAGAAAUUAGAAGACAAACUGAAAACUUCUUCUACUGUUUACUUUUGUAGAAAUAUAGAUAGCUGGGAAGUAUGCACAGAGGAUUUGGGAGAUUCCAGAGGACCUUCAUCUUAUGGUCCUGCUAGGAGAGUAGCUGAAAAGAAGUUCUAUAUUGUUAUUGGUACACAAGAUCCUAAUGCAGCAGUAUACAUUCAGAAGUUUGCUGUUUACAUAGCCAACCUGUUCUUUCUGACAUCUGAUACAACAGCUGUAGUUAUAAAGGAUGAGGAGCUUGAGAAUGAUCAGAUAGAAAAUUCUAAUUUGAUAAUCAUUGGAUCACCAAAACAGAAUUCAAGGACAGAUAUGUACCUUAAGAAAAUACCUGUAAAGGUCAAAGAUUCUUCUUUUUCAUUAUCAAAAUGUAAAUUCGAUGAUCCUAGAUCAGGCCUUCUUACAUUAGCCCCGAAUGGUAAAGACAAUCUUGUAUUUAUAUUGAUGUCAAACUCUUAUGAAGGACUAUAUGAUGUCAUAUCCCUGGCCACUCCGACUAUUCCACCAAUGACAAGGUCACCUUUUUCUAACCUACUACCAGAUUAUGUAGUUACUGGUCCAGAGUAUGGUCUGAAAGGUCCUGGUGGAUUUUUAUGUACUGGAUUCUGGGGAAACAGUUGGGAAUACAGAACUGACAUUUCAUCUUGUGUUUGCUAAUACUUACUUAUUUUAGGAUUGCUAUGUUAUGGUGAUGGUCAUUUUGUUGUUCUAUUUAUAGAUAAUUAGAUGUGAUUAUUUUUUAUCCUCAUUUAGAAAUGUAUUUGAUUUUUUUUGUUAAACUGCCAAGAAUCACUUCCUUAUGAU
This is a messenger RNA of Mytilus trossulus (common blue mussel), 3200 nucleotides long. RefSeq lists its product as uncharacterized. The record is from RefSeq and is a predicted model, not a curated record. The transcript has 15 exons. Bases 63 to 3053 code for a protein of 996 amino acids. NCBI's taxonomy places the organism in Eukaryota, Metazoa, Mollusca, Bivalvia, Mytilida, Mytilidae.